GGCUUUUAUGGUUAAACUGACAUACCUACGCUUCAUUCAAAUACUAUGAGUAAUUUUAGUAUGAUAUGGUAGGAUUCCAAAGCUCUGAGUGUUAAGUUGUAAACAAUGCAAAACUAAGGUAGAAAUGGAUCUGUUAAGAUAUUAAAGCUUGUCGUAAGAAUUGUUUAGUACCUGAGAUUUUUUUAUGUUAUUAACGUCCAUUAGAAACUUUCAAGGUAAAUAAUUUAGCAAUGUGGAGGUUACUGUUGAUUGCGCCGCUUAUCUGCCUGUCCUCGACACAGGAAGAAGCCUCCUGGAGAUGUCCUCAAUAUUGGAUCCAGUUCCAGUCCUCAUGUUAUAGGUUUAUAAAGUCACCUUUACACACUCGCAAUGAUGCUAGAAAAAAUUGUCAGGCAUACGAGUCGGACCUGGUGAGUGUGAACUCGGUGGAGGAGCAUGGAUUCCUGCUCUACAAUCUGCUGUGGCAGGACCCACAACACCGUCGAUGGUAUACCGGCAGUCACCAGCAGAGUCCUGGCUACUGGGUCAAUGAGGACGGCACUCCGCUGCCUGACAUGGAAUCUGCAUUCCUACCUGAGCCUGCUGAGCCCCAGCCCAACAAAGACUACAUGGUUUACAGUUUCUCAAACUCGCUGAAGAAGUGGGGACUGGAGAAAGUGACCGGAGAGGAGCUGUUGUUGUAUAUCUGCGAGGCACCUCUGACGAAACUCCACUACGUCAUGGCUGAUGACAGAACCUAUCAGUACGGCAUCGACAUUGAAGACCCACUCAAGAUACCCAUCGGGCCUUACUUCAUCAACCAACCCAUUGAUGUAGUGUUCGACCUUUCCAAGCGAAAAAUCACAAACGAUGUUUCACUAAGCUGUCUGGCAGGAGGCUACCCUGCACCGACCUACGAAUGGUUUAAGGAAGACUAUCAGGGGGACAAACUGGUCUCCAUCAAGAUCGACCCUCUCAAGGACUCUCGCUUCACCAUCAGUGGGGGCACUCUCAUUAUCCAUGAACCUAGAAAGGAGGAAGACCGUGGCUUAUAUCAUUGUAAAGCCAGCAAUGACUACGGCACCAUCAUUUCCGAAACUGUGAAACUUACUUUUGGAUUCAUUGGUGAAUUCAACCUCAAGCGAUCGGAAGAGAAGGGAGAAGAGAAUUGGGGGAAAACAGUAUAUUGUGAUCCACCUCAGUCCUUUCCAGGUGUGAAGUAUUACUGGGCCAGAGACUACUUUCCAAAUUUCGUAGAAGAGGACAAGCGAGUAUUUGUGUCAUUCGAUGGUGCUCUGUACUUCUCGGCCCUGGAGAACAUCGACAGAGGCAACUACAGCUGUAAUGUGCAAAGUCGAGUGUCCGACACUGGACGCAACGGGCCAUUCUUCCCCCUCAAUGUCCACCCUCAUUCAAACCAUCAACAGCUCAAAUUUCCAAAUAAUUUUCCAAAAGCAUUUCCGGAGGCUCCAGUUGCUGGGAAAGAAGUCAGAUUGGAAUGUGUGGCAUUUGGAUACCCAGUUCCGUCGUACAACUGGACGCGGCGGGGCUCCGCCUUACCUCGGCAGGCCAUCUUCGCCUCGUACAAUCGCGUGUUGCUCAUCCCCAAUGUGCAGGUGGAGGACCAAGGGGAGUACAUUUGUCGAGCCACUAAUGACAGAGCCAGCAUCCACAACUCAGUCGUGCUGUCUAUACAAGCCGAACCGAACUUUACGAUCCCGUUGACCGACAAGCACAUGGACAACAAAGGAGAGUUGACGUGGACGUGUGAGGCGUUUGGGAUCCCUGACGUGAGUUAUGCUUGGAUGCGAAACGGAGAGCUGCUGGAGGUGGACAAGUUGCCAGAAGAAGACAGGGCCAGAUAUGUGAUACAGGAUAAUGUGCUGACUAUCCGCUAUCUAAACCCAGAGCGAGACCCGGCCAUGUAUCAGUGUCGUGCUCGCAACGAUCUCAGGACCAAGUAUUCAUCGGCUCAACUACGAGUCUUGUCACUCAAACCGUCAUUCAAAAAGCGUCCCUUGGAAACGGAAACUUAUGCUGCAGAAGGGGGAAACGUAACCAUCAUUUGUAGUCCUGAAGCUGCGCCCAGACCAAAGUUCACUUGGAAGAAGGACUCCCUUGUAAUUGGAUCCGGUGGAAGGAGGCAAAUUAAGGAGAAUGGCAACCUGAUCAUCAGCCCAGUGUCGAGGGAUGACGAAGGGAUGUACCUCUGCAUCGCACAGAACCAGUACGGAACAGAUGAGAGUUAUGGCAGACUAAUCGUACUCCGUGGGCCCAUGCUGGUUGAACAGCUGAAUCCAAGGGUGGUGACAUCUGUUCAAAGGGACGUUUAUCUCCGAUGUCAAGCUGCGUCUGAGGACAUCCUUGACAUUGCUUACAUCUGGACGCACAACGGCCUGCGGAUCCCUCACAGCGAAUACGCCAACACAAAUAUUAAAAUUGAUGGUGGUUCAUUGGUUAUUUAUAACAUAACUCUGGCGGAAGGAGGAGAUUACGAGUGCAUUGUCAAGAGUGCUGUCGGCAGGAUAGCCUCCAGGACCUCAGUCUUUGUAGAAGGCCCACCUGGACCUCCAGGUGGUGUAUCUGUUGUGGACGUAUCGAGGUACUCGGCAACAGUGCAGUGGACAGACGGCGCAACCAACGGCCGCCCAAUCGUUUCCUACAUCAUUUCUGGCCGAACAAGCUGGAACAAAACUUGGGUUAACAUAUCUGACAAUGUGGUUGCCAAGGAGGUGAACCGGUAUACAGGACGCAAGGAGGCUCUUUUAGAUAACAUCCUGCGCCCCUGGUCCACGUACGAGUUUCGUGUGGCAGCAGCCAAUGUGCUGGGAUACGGAUUCCCCUCAGCACCCUCCCCCAUGUACAACACCCCACCAGACAAGCCCCAUAGGGCUCCCAGCAAUGUUGGAGGUGGAGGAGGAAAAAUUGGAGACUUGACUAUCGCUUGGACACCAUUACCUCCAGAAGAUCAGGCUGGGCCGGGAGUGUAUUACAAGGUGUUUUGGAGGCGAUCUGAGCAUGACAGCGAAUUCCAGAGUUUGGAACUCAAAGACCUCGGCAACAUUGGGGUGACUGUCGUUAGAAUCCAGCAGGAUUUCUAUUACACGAAAUAUGAUGUCAAAGUUCAGGCAUUCAAUAGCAUCGGAGCCGGGCCAGAAUCGGAGAUCGUAACCAUCUUCAGUGCUGAAGACAUGCCCCAGGUGGCUCCACAGCAGGUCGCAGCUCGUGCGUUCAACUCCACCUCCCUCAACGUCAGCUGGGUGCCCAUCGAUCAGACCAGGGAGAAGAUCAGAGGAAAACUCAUCGGCCACAGGCUUAAGUACUGGAACGAGAAGAACAGAGAGGAGGACGCUGUGUACUUCUUGAGUCGUACUACAAGACCCUGGUCUCUACUCAUCGGGUUGCAGCCUAACACUUACUACUACGUCAAAGUGAUGGCGUACAAUGCUGCCGGAGAGGGGCCUGAGAGUGAACGGUUCCUAGAGAAAACAUUCCGUAAGGCUCCUCAGAAGCCACCAUCUUCAGUGUUUGUGAAAGCUCUGAACCCCACAACUGUGAGAGUUGUGUGGAGAUACGUCACUCCAAGUCAGGAGGAGGAGCCCCUCAUUGGUUAUAAGGUGCGAGUGUGGGAGGUGGACCAAGAUAUGAGUACCGCCAACGACACGUUCAUCGCUUUAGGCAAUGACCUUGAGGCUAUAGUCUCGGACUUGUCUCCAGGGAAAACAUACAAUCUCAGAGUCCUGGCAUUUUCCAACGGAGGAGAUGGGCGAAUGUCUUCCCCAACAUAUGUUUUCCAAAUGGGUGAACCAGCAGCUUUCCGUAGUGGUAGCAGUCGAGCUUCGGGAGCUGCAGGUGUCUUGUCAUGUCUCGUAGCGCUGAUCAGCUGUAUCACACGCUGGAGCAUGUAACGUCUCUGCUCACUGUCGCACGCACUUCCAUACUUCAGGGUAACGUCGCUACACCACGCUGCCCAACAUUCCAGUUACAAUUGUCACAAGCGUAUACCAGCUUGCACUCUUGUAUAAUAUUCAAAGGCCAAAGUAGAAGCACAAACUAAUGUCUUAUACUGUAAAAAUGUAUCAUAGGUGUACUUACUUAUAAACUGGAAUGGUACUAGGAACUAUCACAUUUUAAAAUAGAUAAAUAAAUUAGUUUUGCAUUGUUUAAGCACUCAAUAAUCUAUCUUUGCGCUUGCACUGCUCAAAAUGCUGGAGUUUAAGAUAUUUUAAAUUAAUAAUUAUUUAAGUACUUUCGAAAUAUUGCAUUAGAACUGUACAAAUCCUGUUUA
Messenger RNA from Homalodisca vitripennis (glassy-winged sharpshooter), 4267 nucleotides. RefSeq names its product contactin (gene Cont). The coding region runs from base 231 to 3887 and encodes 1218 amino acids. NCBI's taxonomy places the organism in Eukaryota, Metazoa, Arthropoda, Insecta, Hemiptera, Cicadellidae. Gene Ontology annotation, biological process: cell-cell adhesion. Gene Ontology annotation, molecular function: protein binding. The record is from RefSeq and is a predicted model, not a curated record. The transcript has 22 exons.